This is a messenger RNA of Hyphopichia burtonii NRRL Y-1933, 2256 nucleotides long. RefSeq names its product Sef2p (gene SEF2). NCBI's taxonomy places the organism in Eukaryota, Fungi, Ascomycota, Pichiomycetes, Serinales, Debaryomycetaceae. The record is from RefSeq and is a predicted model, not a curated record. Gene Ontology annotation, cellular component: nucleus. Bases 160 to 2256 code for a protein of 698 amino acids. Gene Ontology annotation, molecular function: transcription cis-regulatory region binding; zinc ion binding; DNA-binding transcription factor activity, RNA polymerase II-specific. Gene Ontology annotation, biological process: regulation of DNA-templated transcription. The transcript has 2 exons.
CUUAAAUACAAAUCGAUUUCCGUUUUGCUGAUAUCUGUUAUUGCUGCUACUGCUGUUACUACUGUUACUACUGCUGUUACCACUGCUGUUACCACUGCUGUUACUACUGCUGUUACUGCUAAUACUGCUACUGCUAAUACUACUAUCUACUUUUACUCCAUGGUUGCCAUAAUAAUAAUGUCCCUUCAACAGAAGAAACGUCUAAGACUCAUUACUCCGGCCCGUCCCAUAAAAGGUAAGGUUUUGAAGUCUUGCAUAAGAUGCAGACAACAUAAGACUAAAUGUGAUGCCUCCAGCACCAAUCCUUUUCCCUGUACCCAGUGUUAUAAGAAGAAUACCGAUUGCACUUUAGAUAUUAUCACCUCUACUCCUAAAAGAUCAUACGAUGUUUUAGAAAAAUUAACAAAUGAAGUUCAUGAAUUAAGAGAUGUUUUGGAUCGUAUAAUAGAAAGGAAAAAUCAAACAAUCAAAUUGUUGGUUGAUAGUGGGAAGCAAAUCCAAAAGAUCAAUUCGGUUCCUAAUACUCCAUCAGUUUCCGAAAUUCAAUCUUGUUUAAACUCACCCACCAAUUCACCAAUACAGAAAAGUAUUGAUAUUGAUCCAAUACCAACCAAUAUCAUCAAUGAUUCCUUUACUAUAAACUCCAAUAAACAAAUGAGACCAAUAUCAAUAAGCUUCAAACAAUGUGAAGAUUAUUUUAAAAAUUAUUACUUGAAUUAUAAUAAAUUCUUACCGAUAUUACCAAAUUCAUUAUUUGAAAAUUUGAACUUACGUCAAAUAUAUAGAGAAAACGAUUUAUUGUUUUGGUCCAUUAUUAUAACUUCGAAAUUAUCGGGGUCAAAUACAAAUGAAUACUUCGACUUGGCAAAUCAUAUAAAGAAUUUGGUCGUAUACAAAUGUUGGUUAAAUACUCCAAGAGAUGUUUAUACUUUGGCAUCUUUGUUGAUCUUAACGACCUGGCCUUUACCAAUGAUCAAGCUGGAAAAACUUCAAGAUAAUUUAUCAAUUAAAUACUUAUCUUUAAUGAAAAAUUUAUCAUUACAAUUGGGUUUACAUAAAUUAGAAUUCAUCAAUGAAUUUAGUCAUAAAACUAAUAUGAAUAUUUCAAGUGAAUCUGAUUUGAAUAAUUUAAUAAGAGAACGUAUUUAUAAAUUUAUAAAUAUCAAUUCUAAUUAUUGGUUGGUUUAUCUUGGAUUAUCAAAUUCAAAUUACAAUGGGUUCCAACAGGAUUAUAUCAUAAAUAAAUCUGCCAAUAUCGAUUUAUUCAAUAAUUCAAAGUUCAACCAUCAAGAUAAUUUCAUCAAUUCUUUAUUGAAAAUCUCUCUAAUUCAAUCAAAAUUAAAUGAGAAUAUGAAUGAUUUAAUCAAUCAACCAAAUAAUGUUUCGAAAUUAAUUAAUAUCAAUAUGUUUGAAAUAAUAUUGAAUGAUUUCCAACAAAAUGAUAAAUUAAUCGAUGAUAAUUUGAUAAGAUUAUCAAUUGAAUUCACCAAGUUACAAUUAUUCACCUAUGCUUUUUCGAACGUUGAUUUAAAUAUUCACGAUUAUAAAAUAAUCAUUUAUAAAGCGAUUCAAUCAUGCAAUCUGAUUUUGCAACUUUGGAAUUUAGAAUUCACCAACAUUACUAACUUUAACCAACUUCCAAUUCAUUAUAAAUUCAUUAUCGAAACGGUUUUGUUGGUUUUGUUAAGGAUCUUUUCAAGCCCUUUGUUAAACUCGGUUGAUGAUUAUAAAUUUGUUCAAAAUCUUUUCAAUAAAAGUUUUGGAAUUUUGACUAAAAAUUCUAACCGUAACUGGUUAUUGUUGAAUAGUAAAUUGAUCAAAAUUAUAUCAAAAUUUAAUAAAUUGAAUAAUAUAUCAAUUUUAAACUCAAACAAAGAUACUUUUUUUUUGGUUAAUAAAAUGAAAGAUUAUUUGGUUUCAAGCUUGCAUUAUGAAUUAAUUUAUUUGAUUUAUGACAAUGAAUUUAAUAAUAAGAAUAAUGACUCUUCUUCGGGAAAUUCUAAUAUCAAUGAUAUUAAUUGGGAAAUUUACGUGCUGUUCAACUUUCUAGUCAUGACCAUUGGUUUGGUUAUCAAAUACCCAAUAAGUAACACUAAGAUAGUUAAGCUUAGUUUAACUUUAUCAAAAGUACUGCUAAGUAAAUCAUAUGACAACGAAGGUUGGAUUAAAGUGCAGAAAUCGUUAUAUUUAUUGAUAAAGCAAACAACUGACGUAGAUUCUAAUUCAGUUGGUUUAACUAAUAUCUCAUUUUCGUGA